GUUUAUUGUGUUUUAAUACUCAUUUCUUAAGUAAUCAUUUCUAACUGGUUUCUGGAGGUUCUUUCGAAGAUAUAUAAUGUUUAAAUUCAAUUUUGGCAAACAAUCAUCUGAUUGUGAGAACAAAGAUCAUUCUGGGAAAAAAAAAGACGAAUUAACAUGGCUUCCAGCUAAAAAAAUUGAAAUUUUAUCAGACUGCGAAAAUGUGGAAUAUCUAACGAAUGAACGAUUUGGCCAAAUUGAAUUAAAACUUGUUGAUACUCUAGUUGUUGCAUCAAAGCUUACCACAGAUAAAUGCAAGAUCAUUUCUGAAGCAGAGUCACAACAUUCUGAUCUAAUCCCAGCCAAGUAUGAAGGUGGCUUAAAAAUUUGGGAAUGUACCUAUGAUUUGGCUAAUUAUUUGUUGAAAGAAAACGUUCCUUUCAGUGGUAAAACUGUACUAGAUCUUGGUUGUGGAGCUGGAGUGCUUGGUUUAAUUGCUCUUGCUCAAGGAUCAACAGUUGAUUUUCAAGAUUAUAAUGCUGAAGUUAUAGAGAAUGUCACUAUUCCAAAUGUAAUGAUUAACAGUAACAGAGAAUCAGCAGAAAAAUGUAGCUUUUAUUGUGGUGACUGGAAAUCUUUUGAGAAUCUUAUAAGCAAAGAUAGCAACAACAAACGUUACGAUUACAUUUUUACUAGUGAAACUAUUUACAACUCAGACAAUCACCAAAAGCUUUAUAAUAUAUUUAAAAGAACUUUGAAAAGUGAUGGAAUUGGAUAUAUUGCUGGCAAAAGUCUUUAUUUUGGGGUUGGUGGGUCUAUGAGCCAAUUUGUACAAUUAGUUUUGGAAGACGGAAUAUUCGAUGUCUCAACAGUGUGGAAAAGUGAGAUAGGUGUACAAAGAGAAGUCGUUAAGUUGCAAAGAAAAAACAGCGCUUAAAUGCAUCGAAUUAAAUUUGUUUGCAGCAAUAUAAAUAACAAUGUAAGUAUGUAAAAAUAUUUGCAUUUAAAACUAAAUUUAUAAUGUUAUA
Molecule: messenger RNA, 1007 nt
Organism: Copidosoma floridanum
Lineage: Eukaryota; Metazoa; Arthropoda; Insecta; Hymenoptera; Encyrtidae
Product: histidine protein methyltransferase 1 homolog
Biological process (GO): peptidyl-histidine methylation, to form tele-methylhistidine
Cellular component (GO): nucleus
Molecular function (GO): protein-L-histidine N-tele-methyltransferase activity
Source: RefSeq, a predicted model, not a curated record